Rangifer tarandus platyrhynchus (Svalbard reindeer) is the source of this 3393-nucleotide messenger RNA. Lineage: Eukaryota; Metazoa; Chordata; Mammalia; Artiodactyla; Cervidae. The record is from the annotation of a GenBank genome assembly.
AUGCGGUUCGGGUCCAAAAUGAUGCCGAUGUUUCUCACUGUGUACCUCAGCAAUGAUGAGCAGCACUUCACAGAAGUCCCUGUCACUCCGGAAACCAUCUGCAGAGACGUGGUGGACUUGUGCAAAGAACCUGGCGAGAGCGAUUGCCACCUGGCCGAAGUGUGGUGUGGCUCUGAACGUCCAGUUGCCGAUAAUGAGCGAAUGUUCGACGUCCUGCAGCGGUUUGGAAGUCAGAGGAGUGAAGUUCGGUUCUUCCUUCGCCACGAACGCCCCCCUGUGAGUGGACCAAGGUCUCAGGAUCCAAGUUUAAAAAGAAAUGGUGUAAAAGUUCCAGGUGAACAUCGAAGAAAGGAGAAUGGCGUUAAUAGUCCUAGAAUGGAUCUGACACUUGCCGAACUUCAGGAAAUGGCAUCCCGCCAGCAGCAACAGAUUGAGGCCCAGCAACAAAUGCUGGCCACUAAGGAACAGCGGUUGAAGUUUUUGAAACAGCAAGAUCAGCGUCAACAGCAACAAGCAGCUGAACAAGAAAAGCUUAAGAGGCUCAAAGAAAUAGCUGAGAAUCAGGAAGCGAAGCUGAAAAAAGUGAGAGCACUUAAAGGCCACGUGGAACAGAAGAGGCUAAGCAAUGGGAAGCUUGUGGAGGAAAUUGAACAGAUGAAUAGUUUGUUCCAGCAAAAGCAGAGGGAGCUUGUUCUGGCUGUGUCAAAAGUAGAGGAACUUACGAGACAACUGGAGAUGCUGAAGAACGGCAGGAUUGACGGUCACCAUGACAACCAGUCCGCGGUGGCUGAGCUCGAUCGGCUCUACAAGGAGCUUCAGUUAAGAAACAAACUGAACCAGGAGCAGAAUGCCAAGCUGCAACAACAGAGGGAGUGUUUGAAUAAGCGCAAUUCAGAAGUGGCGGUGAUGGACAAGCGUGUUAAUGAGCUCAGGGACCGGCUGUGGAAGAAGAAGGCGGCCUUGCAGCAGAAAGAGAACCUUCCAGUCUCAUCUGAUGGACACGUGCCCCAGCCGGGGGCGUCGGGGCCGAGUCGCGUGGCGGCGGUCGGCCCCUACAUCCAGUCGUCGACUAUGCCUCGGAUCCCGUCGCGGCCUGAACUUCUGGUGAAGCCAGCCCUGCCCGAUGGGCCCGGGGCCAUGCAGGCUUCUGAGGGGCCCAUGAAAGUCCAGACGCUGCCCAACAUGAGAUCUGGGGCCUCUUCGCAAGCAAAAGGCUCUAAAAUCCAUCUGCUUGGCCCUGAUUGGACUCCUCCAAAUGCAGAUCUUUUCUCUAGCCAAGCCUCUGCCUCUGUGUCUAAAAGCUCCGGGAACGUUCCAGACCAAGUGGAUGAUGGAGAGGUUCCGUUGAGGGAGAAGGAGAAGAAAGUGCGUCCCUUUUCGAUGUUUGACACCGUGGACCAAUCUGCCGCUCCACCUGCCUUCGGUACCCUGAGGAAGAACCAGAGCAGUGAAGACAUCCUGAGGGAUGCUCAGGCUGCAAAUAAAAAUGUGGCUAAGGUACCACCUCCUGUCCCAUCAAAACCAAAACAGAUAAAUUUGCCUUAUUUCGGACAAACUAACCAGUCACCAUCCGACAUGAAGCCAGACGGAACUGCUCCGCAGUUGUCAGCAGCUGUUGCAUCCAUGGGAGGUAAACCCAAACCCACAGUGCCGCAGCAGAGGGUCCUGCUGGCCCCCGGCGGGCCUUCAGUGGGCCCAGCAGACCAGACCCUUCCUCCAGGUCCUAAGCAAGAGAGUCCCCCUGCUGCCGCUGUCCGACCCUUCACGCCUCAACCUUCCAAGGAUGCCCUCCUUCCACCCUUCAGAAAACCCCAGACGGUGGCCGCCAGCUCCAUAUACUCCAUGUACACACAGCACCAGGCUCCUGGGAAAAACUUCCAACAGGCCGUGCAGAGCGCGCUGACCAAGCCCCAUCCCCGAGCACCCCACUUUCCAAGCGUGUAUGGCAAGCCUGUGAUUGCUGCUGCUCAGAACCAACAGCCCCCAGAGAACAUUUAUUCCAAUAACCAGGGCAAACCUGGGAGCCCAGAACCCGAAACAGAGCCUGUUUCUUCAGUUCAGGAGACCCACGAAAAUGAAAGGAUUCCUCGGCCGCUCAGCCCGACCAAAUUACUGCCUUUCCUAUCUAAUCCUUACCGAAAUCAGAGUGAUGCUGACCUGGAAGCCCUACGAAAGAAACUGUCGAACGCACCCCGGCCGCUAAAGAAACGCAGCUCUAUUACAGAACCCGAGGGCCCUAAUGGGCCGAAUAUUCAGAAACUUCUGUAUCAGAGGACCACCAUCGCCGCCAUGGAGACCAUUUCUGUCCCAGCUUACCCAUCCAAGUCUGCUUCUGGGACUGCCAGCCCAGAAAGCCCGCUGGAGAUCCAGAAUCCGUAUUUGCCUGUGGAGCCAGAGAAGGAGGUGGUCCCUCUGGUUCCUGAGCCGGCGUCCCUGGAGGAGGCUGGGAGCGCCAGUACAGAGAGCAGUGACGCGCCAGCUCCUCCUCCAGGCCUCGAGUAUGUGCCUGAAGGAGUCCCAGACAGCAGCCCGAAUUUCCAGAACAGCGUGGAAGAACCAAACCCAGAGGCACCCCCUCUGCUGGAAGUGUACCUGGAGGAGUACCCCCCCUACCCACCCCCGCCGUACCCAUCUGGGGAACCAGAAGGCCCAGGAGAAGACUCUCUGAGCUUGCGUCCACCUGAGAUCACCGGGCAGGUUUCUCUGCCUCCUGGCAAAAGGACAAACUUGCGUAAAACUGGUUCCGAGCGGAUCGCUCAUGGGAUGAGAGUGAAAUUCAACCCUCUUGCUUUGCUUCUAGAUUCCUCUUUGGAGGGAGAAUUUGACCUUGUACAGAGAAUUAUUUAUGAGGUUGAUGACCCAAGCCUGCCUAAUGAUGAAGGUAUUACAGCUCUUCAUAAUGCUGUGUGUGCAGGUCACACCGAAAUUGUGAAAUUCCUGGUACAGUUUGGUGUGAAUGUCAAUGCUGCUGACAGUGAUGGAUGGACCCCGCUGCACUGCGCUGCCUCCUGCAACAACGUCCAGGUGUGCAAGUUCUUGGUGGAGUCAGGAGCCGCUGUGUUUGCCAUGACCUACAGUGACAUGCAGACGGCUGCUGAUAAGUGUGAGGAGAUGGAAGAAGGCUACACCCAGUGCUCGCAAUUUCUGUAUGGAGUUCAGGAGAAAAUGGGCAUAAUGAAUAAAGGGGUCAUUUAUGCACUCUGGGACUAUGAACCUCAGAAUGAUGACGAGCUGCCCAUGAAAGAAGGAGACUGCAUGACAAUCGUGCGCAGGGAAGACGAAGAUGAGAUUGAAUGGUGGUGGGCCCGCCUGAACGACAAGGAAGGAUACGUUCCACGCAAUUUGCUGGGACUCUACCCAAGAAUUAAACCAAGACAAAGGAGCUUGGCUUGA